Alternaria alternata is the source of this 1477-nucleotide messenger RNA. Its product is annotated as protein prenylyltransferase. NCBI's taxonomy places the organism in Eukaryota, Fungi, Ascomycota, Dothideomycetes, Pleosporales, Pleosporaceae. Gene Ontology annotation, biological process: protein geranylgeranylation. The record is from RefSeq and is a predicted model, not a curated record. Gene Ontology annotation, cellular component: cytoplasm; Rab-protein geranylgeranyltransferase complex. Gene Ontology annotation, molecular function: Rab geranylgeranyltransferase activity. The transcript has 3 exons. Bases 40 to 1122 code for a protein of 360 amino acids.
GGAAACAACAGCCAAGCCUUGUCAACCGCGCAAGAACACAUGGCAAGCCACGGUAUAUCGCGUGGGUCAGGCCCGAUAGUUCGGUCAGAAGAGGCGCGACAGAAGGAGCUUCAACAGAUUGCGGAUUACAAAGAUCUAGCCGAUCUGGUGAAUGCGAAGGUUGCAGAGAAGCAGUAUACCAUCGAAGUCUUGGGCCUUGUCACGAAGCUCCUAAACGAAAACCCCGAGUAUUACACGAUAUGGAACCACAGGAGACGCGUCCUGAUGGCGCUCUUGACAUCAGAUGCUCUUGAGCAAUCGCCAGAAGACCUUUUGCAAGGCGACCUGCAUCUCACCUUUGCGCUGUUACGGAAAUUCCCAAAGUGCUAUUGGAUAUGGAACCACCGAAACUGGCUUCUGCGCGAAGGGGAGGCGCUGAUGGGCGUGGAAGCAUCACAUAAGCUUUGGUCGGGAGAACUGCAACUCAUAAACAAGAUGCUACACGCGGACAGCCGCAAUUUUCAUGCCUGGGGCUAUAGACGAUUCGUCGUGUCGCAGAUCGAACGGCUGGCCGCGUCUGAAGACAUCCCCACGACCGGCACUACACCGAAAAGCCUCACAGAGUCCGAGUUCGAGUACACAACCAAAAUGAUCAAGACCAAUCUUUCCAACUUCUCCGCCUGGCACAACCGCAGCCAGCUUAUACCCAAGAUGCUCUGCGAGCGCGAUGCAGACGCCCAAGCUCGCCGCGCAUUCCUCAACUCAGAACUAGCUCUAAUAUGCGAAGCCAUAAACACAGAUCCUUUCGACCAGUCUAUAUGGUUCUACCACCAAUACCUCCUCUCGAUAUUGUCUCCGUCAUGUCCACCUGGUUCGCUUGUUGUCCAGGAUCUGACCAACGGCGAGCGACAAAAGUACUACGAGCACGAGAUGGAGUAUAUCAGGGAGAUAUUAGAGGACGAGGAGGAUUGCAAGUGGAUAUACGAGGCACUUCUCGGGCUCGCAGAGGCGUACCUAGCGGUGGACGCAGGAACCGGGUCGUUUACAACAAAGGACAUGAAGUCGUGGUUGGACGAGCUGAAGCGUCUGGAUCCGCUGCGGCAGGGGCGGUGGAGCGAUCUCGAGCGUCAACUUGAUCUUUAAAUGCCAGUUACAAUACCAUCAGGGCUUGCCUUUGGAGUUUUCAGCGCUGCUAGUCGCAGGCGCAGUCGCACUUUCCGUCUUGUUGUCCUUCUUCCAUGCCCAGAGUCCGAGCGUGUUCGACCACGAAUUAUCAGCAGGCGCAGAAGUGACGAUAUCCUCUUUCUUAGUCUGUAGCUGUGUGGAAGCUCUGCCAACCGGGGCUGCUGGUGGCGGAGUUGCUGUACUUGUGGAAGCGGCAGCAGCAGCGAGUUCCCUGGUAUGAAUGUAAGUGAAAGCAAGAGAAAGCGCAUGUGGAGCCGGCGUACCGUUUGUAUUCUGCCUCCAAUCGUGCUAUUCGCUGUUUUUUAAACUCGCC